Molecule: messenger RNA, 10602 nt
Organism: Biomphalaria glabrata
Lineage: Eukaryota; Metazoa; Mollusca; Gastropoda; Planorbidae
Product: agrin-like
Exons: 36
Coding region: 512-6226 (1904 amino acids)
Biological process (GO): G protein-coupled acetylcholine receptor signaling pathway; multicellular organism development; cell differentiation
Molecular function (GO): calcium ion binding; laminin binding
Source: RefSeq, a predicted model, not a curated record
CGUCACAGACAGUAUCUUCUGAGUUGACACACCGUCUGCCAAGCGGUGUGUGUGUGUGUUCGUGUGUGCGCUGUGCCACACAUAUACCUGAAAAAAAGUUUAUAUUCCGGUGACAAGAACGGAUUAAAUUUCAUUUGAAGGAAUUCAGGAAUUAAUGUGUAUAUAUGUGUACCAUUUUUAUAUCAGUGUGUUCUCUGUAAAAAUCUCUCCCUCGCGGAGCUUUUUUUUUUCUGUGGAUUAUAAUACAUGUUCAAAAAGACAUUCAUUCAUCAAUUGAACACAUGCGUACCUGGAUCUAGAUAACUAGAUCUCUGAAUUGUUUGGAGGCUAUUACUUUGUUCUCAGAAUUAAAUCUAGUAUUAGGCUACUUUUUUUUUUUAGUUUGUUAUACAGAUAUAGGCUUACAUACAAUACGAGAUAGUAGAUCUAGUUGCUAUGGAAUAUUGACUAGUAGGACGUGUAAUAAAUAAAUAUCUAGUUUCUAGAAUUUUCGCUUUAAAUCAUAUGCAAAAUGGUAGGUGCAAAGUUUGUGGAUUGUGGUUCAUUGAAUAUUAAUGGGCGCCAGAGAGUUUCCGCAUGUUUUUCUCGAGGAAUAGGGCGUCCUUUCGUAACCUCCAUGGCGUACGCCCUCAUCAUCGUCUGCGUCUUCCUUGCCAAUGUAGAGCUAAGCGUCUGCAACAACCAGGAGUGCGUCAGCUUGUCCCCUGAGCAGGCUGCCCGUCUGGCCGACAUCGUCGUGUCUGGCACAGUGAGGAAGGUCAUGCUGGACAGAGACUCCUCGACCAGUGCCAGCCGACUCUUUAAGGGGCAAAUCGAGAUCAAGCGAGUCUUCAAGGGGGAAAAACUUCUGGACAGCCUGUUCACCAAGACGCCCUCUCAGCUCUGGCACAAAUUAGUUUUGGUGAAAGGUUUCGGUGACCCGAGCAUAUGCCGGAGCUCCGUCCAGGAGAAAGAUACAAAGAUCUUCAUGCUUCAGCUCAACAGUAAAGGAGAGCUCAAGCUAAAUUCAUCCAUUCUGCCCUUGAUCUUGCUGAAUUUGGAUUAUGUGGACGCUAUCGUACACAAUCAACCAUUCGUACCGCCAAGUCCGAAACCAAAACUAUCUCCAUGCUACCUCCACUUCUGCCCGUUUGGAUCCACCUGCCGCGUGAACAGCUCCACCAACGAGCCCGUCUGCGUGUGCGAGCAGAAAUGCCCGGCAGUCCUGGCCCCCUUGUGCGGCAGCGACGGGGCCACCUACAACAACCCUUGCUUGAUGGAGAGGGCCUCGUGCCAACGGGGGAAGAAGAUCAAGGUGGCUUCUAACGGCCCAUGCGGUAUCCGGAACCCGUGCGAAGGGCAAGAGUGCAAGUUCGGCGCCGAGUGCAAGUCCUCCAUCGACGGCAAGGUGGCCAGGUGUCAGUGCCCUUCAGACUGCCCAUCCUACGGAGACAACGUCGGCAGCGUGCCUGUGUGCGGCACCGACGGUGUGAACUACGCCAAUGAGUGUGAGAUGCGUAAGAACGCUUGUCAGAAGUUAGACGUCAUCAGAGUGAAGUAUUAUGGGAGAUGCGAUCCUUGCGAAGGUCACGUGUGCGAGGCCCCCAAAGUGUGCAUGAUCAACAAUAACAAAGAAAGGCAGCCGGAAUGCAUGUGCAGCUUCGUUUGCCCUUCGGAGAUCAACUUGGUCUGCGGCACAGACGGACGCACCUACAGUAACAGUUGUUUCCUGAGGCAGCAGGCCUGCAAGUCUAAGAAAGAAAUCCGGGUGCUAAACUCGGGGAAGUGCGGUCCAGGACUAACCAUCUUAAAAGGCACAAUACAAGAUGAGUAUAAUAGAAAACUAGAUCAUGAUCAUCCCUGCACCAAAAUCAAGUGUGGCCUUCAUGAAGAGUGCAGUGUGACUAAAUCAGGAGCCGCAGUCUGCCUGUGCCCCAAAGAGUGUCCACAUAUAUUUCGUCGUGUAUGUGGAACUGAUGGCAUAACAUAUGACAAUGAGUGUGAACUGAGGAAAUCCGCCUGCGCAGAAAAAGUGAACGUCACUUUCAAACAUGAUGGACCCUGUGGGCCAAACCAAGUCUGUAGUACUAAAGUGUGUCAUUAUGGAUCUAUGUGUGUUGAGCAUGCUGGGAAGGCUGUGUGUAGGUGUCCACAGUGCACAGAAGAGUACAACCCUGUCUGUGGAGACAACGGUAUCACAUAUCAGAAUGACUGUAAACUUAAACUAGAAAACUGCCAGCGAGAAGAAAAUGUAAAGGAAAGCCAUAAAGGUGCUUGUGCGGACACUUGUGGAAAUCAAAGGUGCCAUAAUUAUGCCAUCUGCGAACGGGUGAACAAUAAACCAAAAUGCAUCUGCCCCACUUCUUGUGUCCAGGUUGAUGAUCCUGUUUGUGGCAAUGAUGGAGUGACCUAUGCCAAUGAAUGUGAAAUGAGGGUAGAGUCAUGUCGCACACAAAAGUUCAUAGGUAUUGGCUCCAAAGGAACCUGUGACAAAUGCCGAAAUGUUACCUGUAACUUUCACGCCAAAUGUGAAAAUGGAGUCUGUGUAUGCCCCAUACUGUGUGCCACUGUCAAUGAGCCUGUUUGUGCAUCAGAUGGGAAUAACUACCACAAUGAGUGCGAGAUGAAAAAAUACUCUUGUUCCCAGAAUGUCUUUCUGAGUGUCAGCUCUCCUGGAAGAUGUGAAUGGCAAUCUGGGUCUGGAGCUUUGCCCUCUGGAGAUGAUGCAUUGAUAACUGAUGACUCCGAUGACAUGCCAACAACGACCAGUAAAACCAGCACAUGCUCAGAUGAGAAUUGUUUCAAGUACGGAGGCUCCUGUGUGCUGGAGGGAUUGCAACAAAAAUGUGUCUGUUUAUUUACUUGUAAAGCCAUCAGGGAUACUAAAUGUGGCUCUGACGGGCUUACCUACAGCAACGAGUGUACAAUGUCUUAUAAAUCUUGCCAGACAAAAACUAUCAUCAAACCUCAACCAUUGGAUAACUGCGAUGUGUUGGAUGAUGCUGAACCCUGUGAUGGAGCAGUUCCUCUUGUCAACCCUGACACUAAUGAAGACUAUGACUGCAGUGCCAAUACUUGUCCUGCCAACAGUUACUGCCAUGUCAAGUUCUCUAAAUGUUGUAGGCAAGAGUCGGCUCCCUUAACAAGCUGUAGAGAAAUGCCCUUUGGUUGUUGUCCAGAUAAGAAAACUCCUGCUAAUGAUCCGAAAGGUAGAGGAUGUCCAGAUGUUUGUAAGUGUAACUCUUUGGGUUCCAUCAGCACCACCUGUGAUCCUGUCACUAAACAGUGCACAUGUAAGCCUGGGGUCAGUGGCAAGAAAUGCGAUCGCUGUGAGAUGGGUUAUUGGGGUCUGCACAAGAUUGGUGAAGUGGGCAACUCUGGCUGUAUACCUUGUAGCUGUAACAAAUUUGGUGCGUCAAGAGAUGACUGUGAUCAGAUGACUGGUCGAUGCAUGUGUAAACCUCAUGUUGAAGGUUUUAAAUGUGAUAGGUGUCUUAAUGGAAAAGUUUUAGGCCCUGGUGGAUGUCAAGAUCUAUCACCAAUGAGUUGCUAUGAGCUUGAUUGUCGCUUUGAAGCAGUGUGCAGGGAAAAGGAUGGAACACCUUUCUGCGACUGUGAUAACAAUUGUGAUUAUGACACCCACCCAUCGGAUAUAGUGUGUGGCACAGAUGGUCAGACUUUUGGGUCCUUGUGCCAGCUAGAGUAUUAUGCCUGCAGGUUUCAGCAGGAUAUCACUGUGGCUAACAAAGGUCCAUGCAGAGGAUCAUCUUCAGUUUUAACUACCACAGCUUCCCCAGACACUACUGACACAAAGUCAAGAAAAACCACACGGCACAUUGAAGGCUCCGGAGGGGAUACCUACAUAGAUGACAACACCAUCAAGAAUCCAUAUGAAACAGAGAAGGAGGAUGUGAUGACCUGUACUGGUUCCUACAUAGAAAACUUGUGUUUGUCUAACAAGGAUUGCUGUCCAACACACAGUCAUUGCCACAGAGGUUUAUGUUACUGUAAGGAAGGAUAUGUUCCCAAUGGGGACAACACUAAAUGCUAUGAGAUAAAGGCUAAACCAACAGAAACAAUUCACAGUAGCAUCAAUGCCUGUACCAACAACCCCUGUCAGGCUGGUACCUGUAUAUUGGACAAGCAGCUAGGCUACAGAUGUGCAUGUCCUUUAGGAAAGAUAGGACCAUUGUGUAAUAGAGCUGCGGAAUUUGCCACCCCUUCAUUUAGUGGCAGGUCCCACCUGGAAGUUAGACGAAUUGAGAAAGCCACCCAGGAACUGAGCAUAGAGGUAGACUUUUCAACUCUAAACAAGGAUGGCAUCAUCUUGUUCCAUCCCCAAAACAGAGAUGGCACUGGUGAUUUUGUUUCCCUGGCUGUUAAUGAUGGCUAUGUUGAAUUUAGAUAUGACCUCGGAGCUGGACCGGCUAUACUACGCAGCCGUGACACAAUUGAGCCCAUUAGAGUCCAUCGUGUCAUUGCCCGCAGAAGCAAAGAGGCUGGUAUUUUAAUAGUGGAUAAAGAGAAAUCGGUCUCUGGUAGUUCACCACCUACUCUAACCUCCCUUGAUCUGGGUGACUCUCUCUAUUUGGGUUACAUGCCGCAGGCUUCUAGAGAAGUAUAUGAUAAAGUGGGUGUUGACCUUGGCCUUGUAGGAUGUAUCCACUCACUGAGAGCAGGCAACCCAGGAGAAAUGCGUACAUAUAAGCUGGACUACUCCAAGGGGCUAAGUGACAUCAAGGCUGGAGUCGAUAUUACUGAAUGUGAUAAGAACCCGUGUAAAUCUAUGCCCUGUCAAAAUGAAGGAACCUGCAUUGUUUUGGAUGCCCAACACUUUGAAUGUCAAUGUUCACCUGGAUUUAAAGGCAAGACAUGUGACACCAUAGUCAACCCCUGUGCCAGUCAGCCUUGUCUUCAUGGGGGCACCUGUGUUCCUGUCUCAAGCUCAGAUGGCUUUUAUUGCCAGUGUGCUCAGAGCUACGAGGGUUCAAAGUGUGAGAGAGAAUCCAUUCCUGAAGUGUUUGUUCCCCAGUUUACUGGAGACUCUUACCUUGAGAUACCAUUGCCUGAGAUUAUGACCACAUCCCUGUCUAUAACUGUUUGGUUCAUGACCACUAAACCUGAUGGCCUUAUUCUGCUGGUCACCCAGAAACCACGGGGAGAGGGAGAUUUCAUUGCCCUCAUGCUUGAGAACUCAAGUCUGAUUUAUACUUUCUAUCUAGGCAGUGGUGUCGGAAGGAUUGAAAGUAAAAAGCAUAUUCAUCUUGACAAAUGGCACAAAGUCACCAUUUCUAGAAAUGGACGCAUCGGACAGAUGACCAUUGAUGCACAUGCACCAAUCACAGGAGAAGCUACGUUUGUCAAUUACGUGGGUCCAUCCACUGCAUUGAACAUUGACAAGAGACCACUAUAUUUGGGUGGAUAUAACCUGAAAUCUGAUGUUCCUGCCAAGCUCGGCUCACGCACAGGUUUCACUGGAGCAAUACAAAGGAUCAUCAUAAAUGGCCGCACUAUUGUGGGACUCUUAGCUACAGCUGUGACCAUGAGGAAUAUUUCGACUUAUUCUGGGCCACCUUGCAACAUCAACCCAUGCAUGAAUGAGGGUGUCUGUAUUCCAAUGCUACAUCUUGCAGAGUGUCGUUGUACUGCAAAUUUCAUGGGGGAAAGGUGUGAAAAACAUUUUGAACAAGUAGACAAAGAUCAACCUAUACGCUUUAAUGGUACCACUUUCUUGAGCUUUCUUAAUGAGAUAACACGCAAGGUCGAAGGUCAGCAGAGCAAUGACUUCAGCAUCAAGUUCCGCACCAGUGUCCCUGAUGGGAUUUUGUUGCUGCAGAGAAGUGGGGACACAGUUCAGUCAGACUAUCUUAGUGUGGCCGUCAGCAAUGGUUAUGUUGAACUAUCCUUUAACCUGGGCCGUCAUUCAACUGAUAAACUUUUUAUUGUGAGGUCAAAGGUCAAGGUAGAUGAUGGUCAGUGGCAUCAUGCUGUAAUCUCAAGACAACAUAGAAUCGCAACAGUGCAAGUAGAUAAUGAAGAGCCUGUCAGAGAUACUUUCCCCAUAAGCUCCCAGCAGCUGGAUACAGAUGGCAUCCUCUGGAUUGGUGGACGAGACUCCCUGGCCUGGGAGCUUCCAACCAUGAAAAACUUUGUUGGCUGCAUAAAUGAAGUGACAGUCAACAACCAGCAACUCCAUCUUGUCAGUGACAGACUGAGCCAGAGUUCCACUAUUGUCUUCUGUACCUAAUAUUGGGCUGGAGUAGAUAACUAAUGGUCAGUGAAGGAUAGUCUUUGGGGAACAUUGUUGAUAUUUUGCAGCAUGGUUUCAAUGUAUUAUGAUGGAUUCUUAGACGCAGCUUUACAGAAACUUGUUUUUUUUUUACACUAAGUUCAAUCAAUUUCAAUUUUGAGUUUUCUGGCUUUUGAAUAACAUUUUUAUUAAUAUUCAAAAUUAUAUUCAAAUAUGAAACAAAGUGAUUAGAAACAACUCCCAUGAUAAAGUGGUAUGAAUUUUUGGUUUGUUUUCAAUGUAAGACCAAAAUUUUUCUUUCUUCUGUUAAAACUUGUGUUACUUGAAACUAGAACUUAAAUUUUGCUAAAUAUAGGCCUAUAUAGUCAAGUGUUGAUGCUUAGUGUGAUUAGCAAGUUUGGGAGAGAGAAAUAAGGUUGGCUAUUUACGUUUUUUGUUUUUUUUAUUGUACUAGUAAAGAGAUGGCUACUAUGUUAGUUUUAGUACAUAUGUGAAUUUCAGUAUAUAUGUGGUAAAUAUACGACUGUGUCUGAUAUCAUUUAUCAUAAUUAGUUACUCCUAAGUAGUUUUUAGACUUUCAACUACAGACUGUAAAAAACUUAUGUAUCAAAUAUUUGGGGAUUUAUUGUGCCAGUAAAAGUGGUGGUGUUAUUUGGGAAGAGGUUAAAAUAUUAGAGGUUUUCUGGAACACUGUCAAAUGUUUGGAAUAAACUGACAUUUGAUAGGUCCCAAAUUUAGAAUCUGACAUUAUCACAUCCAUAUAAUUGUGAGCGUGUAUGUUUUUUUUUUAAAUGAGUGCUCUAAAAAAAAAGUAUUACUAAUUAUUUAUUAAACUGCCAAAAAUGUUUUGAAACCAAGUUGACAACCAUUAUUACAGUAAAACCUCAGAGUGAGCUACCUUAAAACUUUGCUUUCUUAAAUCUUGAGCUUGACAUAUCUGUAGGGUCCUAUACCAAGCUCUAAAAUUGCCUGAGAAAAAAAUAAAAGUUAUGUUAAUAUGUAAAUUGAAGUAGUAGCAUAAAUGCAAAAAUUGCUUGCAACCUUGAAACAUUUUUUUCUUUCAUUGGGAAGGGGAGUAAGAUGUUAAACUAAUGUUUUUUUGGGGUUUUUGCGUUCAAGUCCUUAAAAAAAUCAUUAGAAAGCAAAGUACAUAUCAAAUUUAGCUCAUACUCAUUUGUGCGUCACUAAAAUAUAUGAUUCCAUUGUUGGGCUUUAAUAGAUAUUGGUGUAAAUAGAAACAAACACUUUUACUGAGAUUCUGUGUUACUGAAAAACAUUUAUGUUUUAGUUUAGAAUGAUGUAAGCAGAUAGAGGAGUGCCAUUUGUGUGUCUGCAUGUUAUUUAUACAUUGGAUUCAAGUGGUAGAAAUCUUCGGCAACAGUUGUUUGAUGGAUCGGAAACAGUUUAGUCAUUCCAAUAUCUCUCCCCCUGCAAUUAUGUCUGACUAUGGUCUUUAACUAGUAACAUUCCAUUUUGUACUUUUGUCUGAAAGACUAAUCUAAAAAAAAAAAUGUAUAGCAUUACUACAGGACAGUUGAUGAAGUAGUGUUGGCUGACCAUUCAUCAAUUUACAAAUUUACUUUGAAACUGUGUUGCUAUUGCUAAAUAUAAUGUAUGUAGAGUAUGUUUCUAUGUCACAGCAUUGCCAAGAUGUGACCAGACUUACAGUAUGUUUUUAAGGCACUACUUAAGCAAAAUAGUAAAAUAGGUUACAUUAUUGUUUAUGACACAUCAUUUGAGCCAUGACUAAUUUAUAGGUUUAUGCUUCAAGUUGUCGAUCUUUUUACUACAUCUAGCAUGAAUAGCGGAUAGACACUGAAGCUACAACCUUAUUACCAGCUUGAUAAACAUGUCUGUUUUACAUAGGUCAUGUGUAUUUCUAUAAGUCUCUUAAUCUUGACUUAUCUGUAAUUUUUUUUUUUUUUUAUUAAAAAUAUUUUCUAUAUGUUUUAUUUUGAUUAAUAGAUUGAUUAAAACUUUGAUGUUUGAUUGUGCCUCCAGGACAGAGCCAUGUAUAUAGCUGGUUCCAAUGUGACUUUUAACUUUUCUGUAACACCCAUAGACGUAUACUCCUGUGUCAAUGAGUGUAAUUUAAUUCAAGAAGAUAUUUAAAGCAAGACAUACAUUUUUUGUUCAGUUUGAGCCCUGGAAGAAAUAAUGUGUUCUGGUCAUGUGAUCAUGUUGUUUUGAUUUUGUGAUGAAAUCUUGGUCAUGUGAUGGGACUUUUGUUGUGUUGAUGUCUUAAUCAUGUGAUGGGGGUCAUGUGAUGUUCCUUCUUCUUUCAGAUUCCAUGAUUAUGUUGUGAAAAAUAUCUUUGCACUGUUAAGUUGUGAUUAAUGGGAAUCUUUAAACGUGUGUUUUUGAAUUAUUCUGUUUCCUUUCAGUUUGGAUUGAAGUUUAGUCAAGAAAAAAAUGAAGCACUCUUUUAUAUUUUUAUCACUGUCUAAACAUUUGUAUGUAGUGGAACAAACAUCUGUCUUUAUGUUUUCUAAAAUGAAAUGGCCCAUCAUAAGUAACAAGCAUGGAUCUAAGUGAAGUUAAUUACACUUUUUACAUGUGGAUGGUUCAUGUUUAUGAAAUGCUCUAAAUGUACAUCUGUCAUCCUAGUACAAAAAUGUAUGAAAUGUUUUUAAAUUUGGGUUUGAAAACAUUCGCUGUCAUUUUAUGACUGAAUUGCUUAAUGUUAAAAUAGACCUAAAUUUACGACAGUUUAGUGUGCUAGAUCAUUUGUUUAUUUUGUGAUGAAAACUUAGUUUAGGUUUUGAUCCUAUGUAUAGUUGUCUUUUUUUUUGUUUGUUUCCAUGGUAACAACUCUGAACUUGAAAGAGUCUAAGUGCCAUGUUGUGUUUGUUUCUCAAAGUCAUUUCAUUGAAACAUUUCAUGCAAGUUGUUCAUUUUAAAUGUUCAUCAAAGGUUAUGUGGGAACUUAUUGCAUCAAUUUAGCUCAAACUGGUGGACCUGUUCAUAUGAUGACUAAAGUGAAUAGUUUCAUCAGAUAUGAAUUUUUUUUUUUUACACAUGAGAGAACAAGCCUAUUAGUAUGCCUGAAUGAUACUUUCAUUUAAAAAUAUUUAAAAUUCUUUAUUAUAAUUUUUUUCUGCGUAACAGUUAUAUGAAAGAAGAAUUAUUUGGAGAUGGUUUCUAUAAUAAAUUAAAGUGAGUUAGCUAGUAAGACUCAAGGACAACUAACAAAUUUGAAUGUAUACAAAAGUCUUUAACAUUUAGUUGCAAGUAAAAAACUAAUGUGUAAAAACAAAUGUAUGAAGACUGAAAAUGAAAUCAGCUUUUACUUUUGAUCACAUUCACAUCUUUUGUUUCAAGAUACAAUUUCUGGAGCUAAGUAGUUAGUUUUUUAGCUAACAAAUUUUAUAUUGACAACUUCUACAUUCAAAAUUAUAAAGUUUUUAUUUGCUUCAUGACUUCUAGAUAGGCCUACAGAUAACAUCAUUAUAAAUUCAUACCAUUUACAAGUGGUAUUAUGCUACAAGAAGCAACAAAUACAGUGGCUAUUCAGGUUGAUGUAUUCAUAAAUAUAUUAUACAUUUAUUAUAUGCAUGUAACUUUUAUGUGUUUAUACUCAGUGACAUUAACUCUCCUGAUUUCCCCUUGUUUAGGUAUUGGUUGUAAUCAAACAAUAUUUAUAUCAAUCUCAAAAGAAUACAUUUUAUAUUGAGAAAAAAUGUGAUAAUCAAGGGCCAUAGAAUUUUAUAGGAUCAUUUAAAUACAAAGAAAAACAUAUUCAAUGAUGCCUUGGGUUAGACAUGACAUUCCAUACUGAAAGUGUAUCUUCAUCUUUAGGUAAUUUCAUAUAUAUGCUAUGUCAGCUAUCCCCACUUUUUGCCAAAGUCGGUUUAAUCAAACUUUUCAUACUAGUUUUGACAUCUGAUGGCACAGUCACUUAACAAUGUAAUUCAGUACCUCACACACAUUGACUUUAAAUUCUCUUAAUAUUUUACUUAAAUAAUUCGUUAAAGAAAAACUUGUUUUGAGCAUUGUUCUAGCAUAAUCAACAAAGUAGAAGAGUUACCUCCCGUGUUUAUUACACUCAUUUGUCUACUUUAAACAACUUUGUAAUAGUUUUUUUUUAAUUAUUGUUUUGUUCUUCUGCCAAGAUUGAAUUUUUUAAUAAUUUUUUUAUUUGACAUUGAGUCUUUUCCUAUUUUAUGUUUUUUUUUGGUUUGAAUGUUUUGUUAGUCAUGUUUGUAUCAUUGUGUACAUAUCACGUAUGUAUUCAAUGACAUUCCCAACAUUUGACUUUUGAACUGUAUGCGUUUCUAUUCCAAACUUGUAUGUAUGUAUGUUUAACAAUGUGAAAAUUAUAAGCUAUGUAAUCCCAAAUCAUAUACAAUGUUUAACUAAUGAAAUAUUAGAAA